Messenger RNA from Globicephala melas (long-finned pilot whale), 3490 nucleotides. RefSeq names its product CD320 molecule (gene CD320). Lineage: Eukaryota; Metazoa; Chordata; Mammalia; Artiodactyla; Delphinidae. Gene Ontology annotation, cellular component: plasma membrane. The record is from RefSeq and is a predicted model, not a curated record. Gene Ontology annotation, molecular function: protein binding.
GGGGAGGAUAGUGGUUUUCGAGCUCCAGGGUGACGGUGCUGUCACUGGGCACAGAGAUGUCACCGUCCCUUUCACGAGGGCCUGGCUCUAACUCUGAGAGUGUCAGAGCGGGUUCCAGGACCUCUGGGUGUUUGGGGGCACUGACUGUAAAGGACAGUGCGGCGGAACAAAAACAGCUCGCUUCCUUGUCUCCCGAGAGCUCUCCUAGCCAUUGCUUGUGCAGACAUUCACCAGCAGGCUCCCACUGCGGCCCCUGCCUGACCUUGACCACCCUGCCGCUCAGCAGGGACGGCAGAGGACAGUGAGGUGGCUCACAGGGAAGGCUCACCUAGGCCAGUGGGGAAAGGCCUCCCUGAGCCAGAAACGUUUCUGUGUGGGCCUGGGGGACGCGAGGCGGAGUCAGCCCAGGAAAGGAAGGGGCUUCUUUCUGUGGAGGAAUAAGCAGGGAGUGAAAGCUGAAAAGGAAAUGGCCUUGAUUCGGUUGUAGGAGCGAAGGGGAGCCAUGCGGUGACCUCAGUUGGGGGAGUGUUGUGGCUGCCCUGUGGAAGAACCCCAAAGCCCAUCAGUAGGUGAACAUCAGCUGUAUGCCAGGAGAGUGUCGAGGCUGGCCCACCUUUGGAAGCUUGGAGCAAGGCAGGAAAAGGGUCACAGUCCCAGGAGGAGGUAUAAGUGCCCCAAGAGUGGGUGGUACAAAUGCUAAAUGCUUAUGAGAAGAAAAGGCUGGGAAGGCUUCCUGGAGGAGGUGGGAUUCUGGUUGGAACAAAGGAUGAAUUAGCUACAGAAAGAUCAGGAGAGCUGGGCAGGGUGUGCAGAGGCCACAAGGAGGGUAACGCUGGGGCUUUUAAAGACCCCAGGCAAGAUGUGCCAUUGAAAGUUUCUGAACAAAGUUUUAUGACCCAGCCCCCUUCUGCCAAGUGAGGUAGCAGUGAAAAGAUGGUUGUCACUGAGGAUGCGGGCCCUCACUAGACACCAAAUCUGCUGGCACCACGGUCUUCGACUUCCCAGUUUCCAGAACCGUGAGAAAAUAAAUUGUCGUUUACCGUAUAAGCCAAAAAAAAGAAAAAAGGAUUUAUGACCCAGACUUGAAGUUUGGCGAGGGACUGCAGUAAGAAAGAGGUCUGACACCUCUUGAGCACUUCCUCUGUGCCAGGUACCGUUCUAAAUGCGUUAUAUCUGUGAUCUUGGUUCCUUCCCGGAGCAAGCCUGUGGUUAUAGCUGUUGUCAAACCCUUUUACCCUCAACAGAAGAACAGGCGUGAAGAGACAAAGAACUCUCAGGCUCACUGAGAGAUGGCCCUGAACCUAGCCGCUGAUGAGUCUGCACUCAGCCGCUACAUAUUGUCAGCUGGGUGAAUCCACAAUUUCUUCAGUUUUUCUCCCUGGACCCCAGGUGCCAACCUCACCAAGAAGCCAAGCCUCACAGGUGGUGUGGGACGCUCCCCUCCCCUCCCUUCCCCUGCCGCAGGCAGUCCUAUUUGCUGCCCUUUCCAACUGCCUCUGCACCAGUGCACCUUUGCCUCUUACCCCAUGUCUCCUGGGAAUUGGAGAUUAUGAAAAAAUUUAUAUAUAUGUAUAUAUAUACAUACGCUCCAAAGGCAGCUAUAAUCUCUAACACUUUUGAAUAAGGAUGCCAUCAACCUGCAAAUAGAGGCCUUUCUGUGCUUUUGUGUUGCUUCACGGGAAAUUUGCACAGCUGUUACAACGCUGAGGACAGUGACUUGUCUGGGGGGCCUGCUGGCAGUAGCGCUGCUUCUCCUAGGGGCAGAGCUGUAGAUAAAACACAGCAGCCAAUUGGAUAGAAAACCUGCAGAAGGUUUGUAUUUUAUGUGCCUACUGGGUGAGCGUGAGAAGAGAAAGCCCAGGCUGUCUUGUUCCCAGAGUAAAAUAUAAGACCCGCCUCCCUUUGAGGAGCCUAUGCGGGUUAAUGAGGUAGUGAGCAUCGGUGAGAACAUCCAGGUGCAAGGGAUAGAGGACCCAGGAUGAAAACCAAGAACCAACAUUUCCUUCAUUUAUUUACCAAAUAUUUAAGAGCCUGCUAUGUGUCAGGCUCAGUUCCAGGCACUGGGGAUACAAUGAGCAACACAGCGUUCCCGUCCUCCUGGGCCUGACGUUCUGGUGGGGAAUCAGACUAUAAACCAAAGUAAAUAAGUCGGGCGCUCGAGAGAAGCAGGAGGAGGGUGUGCCUGGGCGAAGUGGCUGCCAUAUUAGGAUAAUUAGGCCGGAGUAUUUGGUGCAUGUGGAAUGUUAAAUAUUGUAAGUUGACAAGACUUGUCGGUACUAGUUCGUUUCCACCUCCAGAAGUUUCUAAUUUCAAAUAGGACCAAUACCUUUCGAUAUACCUUGUCACAGGGAACAGUGGGAAAGAGCCUCAAAUAGUGGGUCCCCUCGCAUUCGGACAUUUACGGUACCCAUAACGCGUGGCCGCCUCGGGACCCGCCUGGGGCGUGGGCCCCGCCCCCCGGAUCUUUGCGCACGCGCGUACGUGGAUCAGAGCGAGGCAGGGACUGGUCUUGGCCGGAGCCGGCGUCAGGCAGGGGUGGCGCGAUGAGCGGUUGGAUGGCGGGGGGCCGAGCGCAGCGGGCUGCGGCCCUCGGCCUAGCGCUGCGGGUACUGCUCAGCUUCGGGCUGGGCCUGGAGGCCGCCCCGACCUCGAUCCCGGCAUGGUCCUUGACCCAGGCCCCAGGCCCCAGCGCAGCCUCGUGCCCGCCCACCAACUUCCAGUGCAGGAGUGAUGGCCUAUGCGUGCCCCUCACCUGGCGCUGCGACGUUGACAAGGACUGCCUUGAUGGCAGUGACGAGGAGGAGUGCAGUACUGAGCCGUGUGCCCAGGAUGGGCAGUGCAAGCCACCCACUGGCAGCCCCUGCUCUUGUGACAGCAUCGAUGACUGCCCUGAUGGCAUCAACAAGAAUGUUCUCAACUGCGGGCACCAGCCCUGCCCGGAGGGAGAGCUGCGCUGCCCGCUGGGCGGUUCCUGUAUCCCACGCACGUGGCUCUGCGAUGGCCACCCGGACUGUUCCGACUCCAGCGAUGAGCUUGGCUGUGGAACCAAGACCCUCCAAGAAGGGAGUGCCACGUCCGUGGGGACCCCUGUGACCCUGGAGAGUGUCACUUAUCUCAGGAAUGCCACAGUCACCUCUGUCGGGGACCGGGACUCAGUUCAGUCUGGAAACCGAAGUGCCUAUGGGAUCAUUGCAGCUGCUGUGGUGCUAAGUGUAGGUCUGGCCGCCGCCAUCCUCUUCAUGUGGUCACGACUCUGUGCCCAGGGACGCCUGUCCCCGCUGGGGCUGCUGGUGUCUGUGAAGGGGUCUCUGCAGUCGGAGAGGACGGCCUCAGUUCUCUGAGGAUGAUUUCUUGCUGCCACGUCACACGGUCCCGAGUAUGGCAGGUAUGGGGACCUGCGCGUGGCUGUUGGCACACCAGCCCCCAGACCUGGGUUCUUCUGGCCACGUGGCGCCAAGUACCUGAGCUCCUGCAGAUGUGAUCGUGGAGG